AUGCGGUCUUUUAUAUUAUUAAUUACUUCACGCCACAUACUGAAUAUUCAAUUUUUUUUUCCCUCUUAUAUUUCAAACAAAUGUAAAAAUAUAAAGACUUUCGUCUUAACAGACGGCUCCGGCGCAGGCAGGCCAAGAGAGGGGCUGGCAAGCAAAAAGAGGGGGGAUCAUGAAUCGACCAAUCGCCUUCGGCAUGAUUAUGGUCAUGACAGAAGAACAGAAGGGAUGCCGAAAAAAAGCCAGGGAUGUAAGGAACAACUUACAAUUGACAGCAUGAUACUGAAACAAGCAGAAAAGAACCAAAGAAAUUUGUACACAUGCUAUAUAGACUACAAAAAAGCAUUCGACUCUGUACCACAUAAGUAG
Molecule: messenger RNA, 366 nt
Organism: Psylliodes chrysocephalus
Lineage: Eukaryota; Metazoa; Arthropoda; Insecta; Coleoptera; Chrysomelidae
Source: the annotation of a GenBank genome assembly